AUGCCUUCUGCUCCCGAGCUGGAUCGCGGUCUGGCCUACCCCAGAGACUGUCCUACUCAUGAGCAGAGCCGAAGCCCAUCUCUUAAGAGCGAGCCUAUAUCUGCAGUCAAGAGUCGCAACAACUCCAUCACGACGCCUAAGACCGUCAAAGCCAACGUCUCCGUCAAGAGCCCCAACGAAGCGACCUUCUCCACUGACAUUGAUAUUCUUAUGAAGGCGAUCCAGGCCAAGAAAGAGCAAGAUGAUCAUGCCAGAACUGAGAGGACCCCGUCUCCUCAGUCAGACAACGAGAUGUCCCAGCAGGAUGGAAAGCAGGGCCAAAAGCGUUAUCGGUGUGACUUCGACGACUGCGGUUACAGCGCGGACCAGAAGACUCAUCUUGACAUUCAUUGGCGUACACAUACUGGUGAAAAGCCAUAUACGAAGCCAUUCUGCUGCAUUCUUGACAACUGCUACAAGCGUUUCACUCAACGAGGCAAUCUCAAGCAACACCAAAACAAGUUCCAUGAGUCCACUGUCAAGAAACUUGCAGCUAAAUUUGCUACUAUGGAAAAUCCCGAGAAUUUGAGCAAGGCCGAUCAAGAACUCUGGCAAUACUUUGCGGAUCUCUACAAGAACAGCAACAAGGGAAUCAAGGGUCGCGGCAAGAACAGGAACGUCGGCCCUGUUGCACGAAUUUCACCCGUUAUCCCCAACAGCGGGAUUUCUCCCCAAUAUCCAGUGCAGCAACACCACCACGCCCAAAUGCCUCCUCCAACGCACCAUCAUGGUCUGAGCCACCCCGCUGCUUACAGCAUGAGCCGAGGAGCCCCAGGACUCAACAUCAUGGUUGGGCCCGAUGGUUUGCCUGCACACCGUGAUGCUCACGGCUACGAGAUGUAUGAUGAUACAGACAGCAUCAACGGCAGUGGCACCGCUUCGACCAUGAGUGGAACGAUGUACGAUGAAGACCAUGGCCGUCCGGAUCUUGGCUUCAACGACCGGAUGUACUAA
Molecule: messenger RNA, 993 nt
Organism: Phaeoacremonium minimum UCRPA7
Lineage: Eukaryota; Fungi; Ascomycota; Sordariomycetes; Togniniales; Togniniaceae
Product: putative c2h2 transcription factor protein
Exons: 4
Coding region: 1-993 (330 amino acids)
Biological process (GO): regulation of transcription by RNA polymerase II
Cellular component (GO): nucleus
Source: RefSeq, a predicted model, not a curated record